Molecule: messenger RNA, 2625 nt
Organism: Pistacia vera
Lineage: Eukaryota; Viridiplantae; Streptophyta; Magnoliopsida; Sapindales; Anacardiaceae
Product: heterogeneous nuclear ribonucleoprotein 1
Exons: 3
Coding region: 203-1591 (462 amino acids)
Molecular function (GO): RNA binding
Source: RefSeq, a predicted model, not a curated record
CCUUACAACCCCCAAAUCAAAUUCAAUCUCCACCCUCCAUUUUAACCCAAACGAAAUCCCAACCCUCCAAAUCUCAUAACUCUACUUCCCUCUAUACUUGUUCGCCAUAAUCUCUCUCUCUCUCUCUCAGUCGCCCACAAUUUCAAAUCCUUCUCUCUCUUCACUGACCCCAAAACCCACAAACAAAAACAUCCAUAAAUUCAUGGAUUCGGAUCAAGGCAAGCUGUUCAUUGGUGGGAUUUCAUGGGAGACAAGCGAGGAAAGGUUAAAGGAUUACUUUUCCCAAUACGGAGACGUUCUGCAGACCGUUGUUAUGAGAGAGAAAACCACUGGGAGACCCAGAGGGUUUGGGUUUGUGGUUUUUGCAGAUCUCUCCAUUCUUGAUCGCGUUCUUCAGGAUAAGCACACCAUCGAUGGAAGAACGGUUGAGGCGAAGAGAGCCAUGUCAAGAGAGGAGCAGCAAACAUCAGCCAGAACUGGAAACUUUAAUUCUUCUAGAAGCAAUGGAGGUGGUGGAAACAUCAGGACCAAGAAGAUAUUUGUUGGAGGGUUGCCUCCCACUCUAACUGAAGAUGGAUUUCGUCAAUAUUUUGAAGGUUAUGGUCAUGUCACUGAUGUGGUAAUCAUGUAUGACCAGAAUACUCAACGGCCUCGUGGAUUUGGCUUUAUUUCCUUUGAUACUGAAGAUGCAGUUGAUAGGGUUUUACAUAAAACAUUUCAUGAUUUGAAUGGUAAACAAGUUGAAGUAAAACGGGCUCUUCCUAAAGAUGCCAAUCCUGGAGGAGGUGGCCGUAACAUGGGGGCUGGUGGUGCUGGUUUUGGUGGUUAUCAGGGUUAUGGUGCUUCUGGUGGCAAUUCAAGUGCAUUUGAGGGUCGUAUGGAUUCUAAUAGGUACAUGCAGCCUCAGAAUACUGGAAGUGGCUUUCCACCUUAUGGUUCGUCUGGGUAUAGUACACCUGGCUAUGGAUAUGGUCCAUCCAGCAACAGUGUUGGUUAUGGCGGUUAUGGCAGUUAUGGUGGUGCCAAUACUGGGUAUGGUGGCCCUGCAGGUGCCACCUAUGGGAACCCAAAUGUAGCUAGUGCUGGUUAUGCAAGUGGUCCACCGGGUGCGCCCAGAAGUUCAUGGGGUACCCAAGCUCCCUCUGGUUAUGGUACCAUGGGCUAUGGAACUGCUGCUCCUUGGGGUAGUGGCAGUGGUGGCAGCAGUGGUGGUCCUGGUUCAACACCUACUGGUCAAUCUCCUAGUGGGGCCACUGGGUAUGGGAAUCAAGGUUAUGGGUAUGGUGGGUAUGGUGGAAGUGAAGGUUCGUACGGGAAUGCCUCUGCUUAUGGAGCUGUUGGUGGACGUUCUGGGAGUGUCCCAAGUGGUAAUCAGGGUGCAGGAGAAUUACAAGGGAGUGGUGGCAGCUACAUGGGAAGCGGCUAUGGUGAUUCUAAUGGAAAUUCAGGGUAUGGAAAUGGAGGUUGGAGAUCUGAUGCAUCACAAGCUUCUGGAAAUUAUGGAACUCAAGGAAAUGGUCCUCAUGGUGGGCAAGUUGGCUAUGGGGUUGGAUAUGGUGGUGCUCAGGCCCGACAAGCCCAACAACAGUGAUUAGAUUGCUUUUUUGCCAACUGGACCUAAGCUCCGUGCUUCAGACCCAUCUCUUUGUGGAUGAGGGCAUGCUCUGUUUUUUCCUGCAACAAAUGGGGCAGCUCAAGUUGAUGUCAUUGCUCUUUGGGACUGGUUGGAUUGCUUGAAUCCCAGUAGUUUGCAGUACUAUUUUGAUAGUAAUAAGAGUAGUUUCAAGGCAUGAUAGAUGCCGAUCUUAUUUAGUAUUUGCUAUUGAGUGUAGUUUAAAUUUGGCGUGCUUAUAAUUGUUUACUUGCAGAAUUGUCUUGUCUGUCGUAGUGUUUAAGCUAUAGUAGCUUUAUAUAACUUUAUUUAUGUUGGUUUGAGUGCAGUAUCAAUUUUGAUUUCCUGCAUACUGAUUUAGACGGCAUUGGAAACAAAGUGAUAGGUUGCAGUGCUAUAUUUUAUUUUGCAUAUUUGUAGGGAUAACAGUGUACUGAAGGUUUUUACUAAUAGCGAUAGCAGUGGAGCUUUGGGUCACUUGGGUUGAUCACUUCGUAGUGGGUAGCAGUAAUCGUAGUGGAGGAGAGAUGCUCGAGUUCUAAGGUGGAGUCAAGUGUCUCACUCAUGGCUGAACCCGAGCUACAUAUUGGGGGUGUGUUCAGUAUGAGGGUUUUUUCAGCGUGGAAUGGGAGUGUGGAAGAGGACUUAUUCGGUUGAAAUUGUGAAAUAACCUGAGAGGCCAUUCCCCAGGCAGGCGAUGUCAACCUGACCAAUUUUGGAGAUUCUUUGCAUUCUAUUUCAAGUCAUAAAUUACCUGAUCUUCAUGCGGGUUGGUGAUGUUCAAAGCAAACAGUUUUGUUAGCUAUCUUUGGCCAAAUUGUUUUAGGAUGCGUCAGAAUGGAUCAUAAUUUUUUUAUUCCAGAUGUUUAGAGUACCACUAAAUUUUUUUCUUUUAGAGGAUUUUCUCCAAGAAGCUUAGUUUUUAAAUGGAUUAAGACUGUUCCAAAACGUACUUGUCUGUCUCUUCUUUUGUGCUUAUGGCCUAUCUAUAUCACCCCACUUAGUUCUUUCCA